AUUAGUUCUUACACAUAUCUCCUCUCCACCCAUCUCACAUCACCAUAUAUUACACAAUACAAUUUCCUAAAUAGUUUUCACUCCUUCAAUAUACACACAUAUUUGUAUGUAUUUUGAUACUCAACAGUAUUCUCACAUUACAACACCAAGCGAUAAUGUUAAGAGUAAUCUGGUUGGUGGUUAUAUUCAUUUGCUAUAUAAAUGGACAGACGUCCCACACAGCACCGUUACCGUUUAUAUUGGGUAACAUUACAGAAAUUGGUGAUUUUUGCAAGAACUUUGAGGGAUUCAUAAGAAUGCCACUUGACUGCCGAAAUGCCUUUCAGUGCACUAGGACAGUGGCACGGGCUUUACCUACCUGUCCUAUUGGACAAGUCUUCAGUUUACAGAAACACGUUUGUGUUGAUAUUUCCGAUACAUUUAAUGACUGUCAAUUUUCUGUUGAUUGGAAAGGGUGUCUGCUAAAGCAAUCAUAUAUCGACUACAUUGCUGACUUUAUUGAAAUCCAAUACGAAGUUCUACACAACAGUCCGGCAAAGAACCAGUUUUUUUAUGAAGUGGAACUAACUUUAAUCAACCAAGGGUUAAAAACUAUUGUUCGAGGAGAAUGGAAAAUCUACUUCUGCAACAUCAUGAGAAUAUCUUCUACUGAUUUGGACAAAGCCUAUGGUGUAAUGUUUGAACACACACAAGGUUGCCUGUACGAAUUAUCUCUAACAAAACACUUCAAGCCGAUUUAUCCAGGUCAGUCAUUCAAGAUACGAUACUGGGUCGAGAACUGGUCAGUGGCCAAAACUGACGUAAUGCCAAACUGGUUUGUGAAAGCCAAGAACUUAAAAUCGCGUGUUUUAAAAAGUACUGCUGGUGAAAGCUUAAAUUUCGUGAAACCUUUUAACAAACCCAACCAGUACAAAAGGCAAGGUCCUUUGGAUAAAUUCCACCCUUAUUCUCCAAGUGAACGUUAUGGUGUAAACGCAUUACCAACAGAAGUGCAUCAAAAGAAGGCAGCUGAAAGAAUUAUACCCAAGCCUCAAAUGUACAUAAGAAAUUCUCACAAACAAAUGCUUAUCCAUCCAAAUGAUUGGGUGAUUGUAACAGCAAAAGAAACUAUUGAUGAAGCACAGUUCCUCUCAGACAAGCUAAAGGUUCCAGUCGUAGAGAAAGUGUCGGCUCUGAAGAAAUUUAUUUUCCUCAGCGUUGGAAAAUUGCAUUUCAUUGGCGACGGAUCUAGACCAGACACAGACGAAGAUUACGAGAUAACAAUUCAUGAAGGCGAUGAGAAAAUCCUGAUAAAAGGUGUAGGUAAAGCAGGUGUCUUCUACGGUAUACAAUCACUGCUCAGUUUGAAGACGGGAAACCCCACCAACGGCUACACCGUGCCCAUAGCCUUCAUCAGAGACAGACCUCGCUACUCUUAUCGUGGAGUUCAGAUCGACGUGGCUCGGAAUUUCCACAGUAAAGAGUGUAUCCUCAAACUGAUUGAAGCUAUGGCUACCUACAAGAUGAACAAGUUACAUCUGCAUCUCACCGAUGACGAAGGAUGGAGGAUCGAGAUCCCAGGCCUACCCGAAUUGACAUCGAUUGGCUCCAAACGAUGUGACGAUAUGACGGAGAGAAUAUGUCUGAUGUCACAGCUUGGCUCUGGUCCCAAUAUGAACUCAUCAGUGAAUGGUUACUACACAGUUCAAGACUAUCAGGAAAUUCUUAAAGCAGCCAAAAAACAUUAUAUUGAAGUUAUACCCGAGCUAGAUAUGCCCGGCCAUGCCCGUGCCGCCAUAAAAUCAAUGGAGGCGCGGUCCAAAGCAAUCAGUGGAAGCACGGGUUCAAUGUAUUUACUGACCGAUCCUAAUGAUACAUCACGUUACCAGUCUGUGCAGAUGUUCAGUGACAAUGCCUUAAACCCAUGCGUGACAGGGAGUUUCAGAUUUCUGACCCAUUUACUGAACGAACUAAAGGCCAUGCAUAAACCUAUCAUGCCGCUGAAAAACUAUCACUUUGGAGGAGACGAAGUAGGAGAUGGAGCUUGGUUGAAGUCACCCGCUUGCCAGAAACUAUUGAAUUCAUCUAUUUUUACAACCAGUAAGAUAAAACAUUAUUUCGUCUCUAUGGUUAGCAACUUAACUGCACCUCUUAAUCUGGACAUCUCCGCUUGGGAAGAUGGACUAAUGGACACUAGUGAACAAGUGUUUCCGAGAAAUUCAUUACAAAAUAGAAAUGUAACAGCUUAUGCUUGGGACAAUAUAUGGGAAUGGAACAAGGCCAGCCGUGCAUACAAGUUCGCCAAUGCUGGAUAUAAGGUUGUGAUGGCACAAGCUACUCAUCUAUACUUUGACCAUCCAUAUGAACCGGACCCGGAAGAAAGAGGAUAUUACUGGGCAACAAGAUUUAUUGAUACCCGAAAAACUUUUGGUUUCCAACCAGGAAACAUUUACGCUAACAUCGAUAUGAAACGAAAUGGAGAAAAACUAACUCAUAGAAGUGUGUGUGGGCCGAGCGGAAACUUGUGUGAAAAACUCAGCAAACCUGACAAUAUAAUCGGUCUGCAGUGUAAUGUGUGGAGCGAAUCAGUAAGAACAGAUGAACAAGUUUUUGAAAUGUUUUUCCCAAGAUUACUGGCAGCUGCAGAGCGAGCAUGGCAUGAAGCAGACUGGGAGAAAACUGGAACUCAACAACUGAACGAAACUUCUGAUUUUACUGAGUUUAUAUCUACAGUUGGUUACAAAGAAUUACAUCGCUUGGACAUGAUGGGAAUCACGUAUCGAGUACCGCCACCUGGUGCCUAUAUUGAUCGUUUUGGUCAGAUUCAGGCCAAUUCAGCAAUUCCAGGCUUGAAAAUUGAGUUUAGUUCUGACAGACAAAAUACUUGGACUACUGUUGAUAAACAGUCGAAAGCGUAUCCAGGUCAGAAAUUAUAUCUAAGGACAAGGUCUGCAGAUGGCAAACGAACUAGUAGAGUAGUCAGCUUCACUGUUCGAUAAGGCACACAGGAUAUAUUUCUCUUCGAUGCAUUCAUCCUUAGAGAAACACAUGCACAAAUAUAUUUCUUAAAGUGCCGGCGUAUUUUGAAAAUGUCAUACCUGAUAUUUAAACAAUCUUCAUAUUUUCAAGAUUAAUAUAAAAUUAUUUCCUGAAUUACGAUAGUUGUAAGUCUUGCAUCAUUCAAGAAAUUUCUAAUAGAUAUCAAACCUAGUUUUACUUUCUUUUAAUUUUCAACUAUAGUUGUAUAUAAUUUGGUGACAUUUCUCUAGUCUAUAUUUUUAAAAAAAAGUGUGAAUGAAAUAGCAGUUUUUAAAAUUUAGUUCCGCUGCCCUAACGAUGUUUACUCUCGGUGUUUAGAUUUAUUACGUGGAGAUAAUUUAAGCUUCAUCGAUAAUUACGUAGAUAAUCAGGACUGAUUGACAAGACAUUAUCCCUCGAUACUAAAAGAAAGCAUGAAGUCGAAAUGACUAAAAAAAACUGCUAUUUCAAUCCCAAUACUUCUUUCGCAAUGACAGAGAAAAGGCGUGUCGCCAAAAUAUACUACUACAUUUAAAAAUUGAAAGGCAGCAGAAUUAAAUUCAAUAUCAUCGCUCAAUUUCAAGAUCAAUGCAUGCAGCACAUGAGCGGAACUUAUAUAAUUCAGAAAUAAAUCUCGUAUUAAUGGAUAUCAAAAAGUGAAGAUAUCUAAACGUCAAGUGCGAGAUUUUCAACAAAUACCAACACUUCAAGAAAUACAUUCUAGAAUCCUGGAAAUAAAUUUAAAUGACUUUACCACCAACAGAAAUGUUAUGAAAACAUACACAUAAUUUAUCAAAUUUUUGAGAAUUUAUCAAACAUAAUCAACCUUACAGAAACAAAAAGUUACGCCCGUUUAUGCUACAUUUUAUGUACAUGCGCAACCAGAAGUUUAUUUUAGCUAACUAUAUUCCAAAACAUAUGGAGGUUUUUAAUUUGUCUUAUGAUUGCUACAGGUAAAGAUUUUUCUAAAGGAUGAAAAUUUCAAGUCGGAUAUGUUAAUUAAAAGUGCUACACCACAAUAUAUAUAUAUAUA
Molecule: messenger RNA, 4030 nt
Organism: Octopus bimaculoides (California two-spot octopus)
Lineage: Eukaryota; Metazoa; Mollusca; Cephalopoda; Octopoda; Octopodidae
Biological process (GO): carbohydrate metabolic process; glycosaminoglycan metabolic process
Cellular component (GO): extracellular region; membrane
Molecular function (GO): beta-N-acetylhexosaminidase activity; polysaccharide binding; chitin binding
Source: RefSeq, a predicted model, not a curated record